Bolinopsis microptera is the source of this 3429-nucleotide messenger RNA. RefSeq names its product mucin-2-like. NCBI's taxonomy places the organism in Eukaryota, Metazoa, Ctenophora, Tentaculata, Lobata, Bolinopsidae. The transcript is spliced from 10 exons. The record is from RefSeq and is a predicted model, not a curated record. The coding region runs from base 1 to 2667 and encodes 888 amino acids.
AUGCCGCGCGGGAGUUUGUGUGGCACGAAACGACUGUUUGGACUUGACAACCAGUUUGGGAUCCAUCAAGCUGUAGUCAGUUUUAACAUCCCGGGAGAUUACAGCUCUAACUCGGGGGAUGCCGGGUACACGGGUAGACUGGACGUGCAAUGCCGGUCCGGACACUGGCUACUGACCAGAUCAAACCAAGAGCCCUAUCUCCGGGAAGCUGAGGGGGUUUGCGCCCAGUGUGAUGUAAGGGCUCACAAACCCUGCACGCCCUGCCUCCUAUCUUGUGAAUCUAACGAAAUCCCUUUGGCGGACUGCACAGACUGCGAAGAAAAAGAGUUCAAGACUCAGAUAGUCACGUACAGUCAGCCUGCUUGGAAGGAACAUGUUAGAGCUUCGACAGACACGACCAAGAAACCUGAUUCACAACAGCUACACUCGACAAUAAUCGUCGGUACAACAAAUGUAGUGACACACGGGGGUGAGAUCCCAGAAGAGGAAGAUGCCACUACAGGAGAAGGUAUCGAGACUGUUAAGCCUACAACUAAAGGAUACACCACACAAGAGUGGAGGUCCACAGCUCAGGGCUCCACCACCAAGGUGAUACCCAUGACUACCAAGGUGGUACCCAAGGAGUAUACGACUAGAGUCGUGUCAGGGUCUCCAACUGCAGGUGAAACUUCUACAUACAAUCAGAUCACAACAAAGUUGAUCAACUCGACGGAGGUCCGCCUUAUAUUGACAGAAGAGAAAAAUACAAUGGAACCAGAAAAAACUACUGAGCCGGCUCAAGGGACAGAUGCAGCGCACAACUCGGCAAUGUUUUCACCACUUUACACAGGUAUCUUCGAGAUUACACCGUCUGAUGGUGCCACCACUGCACUGGUCUCGACUAAGAGUGAGAAUGAGGUCUUCACUGAGGCUGAAAUUGUCACAACUCAAGCUGUCACAACUCAAGCUGAGGUUGUAACUACUGAUGCUGAAAUUGUAACUACUCAAGCUGAAAUUGUAACAACUCAAGCUGAAAUUGUAACAACUCAAGCUGAAAUUGUAACGACUGAUGCUGAAAUUGUCACUACCCAAGCUGAAAUUGUAACGACUGAUGCUGAAAUUGUCACUACCCAAGCUGAAAUUGUAACAACUGAUGCUGAAAUUGUCACUACCCAAGCUGAAAUUGUAACAACUGAUGCUGAAAUUGUCACAACUCAGGCUGAAAUUGUCACAACUCAGGCUGAAUUUGUAACAACUCAAGCUGAAAUUGUAACGACUGAUGCUGAAGUCACUACCCAAGCUGAAAUUGUAACAACUGAUGCUGAAAUUGUAACAACCCAAGUUGUAACAACUCAAGCGGAGUUUGUAACAACUGAUGCUGAAAUUGUAACAGUAAAGGCCAGCGAUUUAAAGUCUGUGAGUGUGAGUGCGAAAGUAUCAGAAUUUGCUACGAAAAGGCCAGCGUCUGCGUCAGAUUCUCCCGACAUCUUCAACUCUGCAAUGAUUUCUCCUCUUUAUACAGGUCCCUUCGAAGUUACUCCUUCUAAAGGUCCAGCCACGGAAGUGGUAACGACCGACAAUGAUGUUGCUACUGAGAAAUCUACAACGGAAACUGAAAUUGUCACAAUAGAAGCUGAAACUGUAGCCACCGAGUCUGAAAUUAUAAUAACUGAAGCUGUAACGACCGAGGCUGAGACUGCUACGACUGAACCUGGAGUAGUGAUAACUAAAGCUAGAGUUUUCACAACUGAACUGAUAACAUCAGAGCCUGAUGUAGCUUCUACACCUGAUAAAACAGAAGUUGUGGUCCUACCUGGGGAUCCUAAUGAUAACGAGGGUGAUCAGGAUGAUUGGGAUGAAGAGGACAAUGACGUAGAUAGUUCUAAAAGUGCUGAUCCAGAGUACUGUAUUGAUCACGAGAUCUGCUACAAUGGCGGGGAGAGCGUCUGCGAGAACGGUGGCGAUUUCCUUUACUGCAUCUGUCAACAUGGGUUUACAGGAACGUACUGUGAACAAGAAAGGUCCGUUGCUAAAGUAGACGAUGUGCCCCGAGGACAAAGCAGUUUCUGGGACUGGAAACUCUCAAAAUACAUCAUUGGGGGUCUGGGGGCCCUGACGGUUAUCGGUCUGAUCAUGCUCACAUGCAUGGUAGUGAAGUGCGUGAAGUCGGGAAAGGAGGACCGAAGAAGAAUGGAGGACUACAAUGCGGUGGGGAUGGAAACGUUUAUACCGCCUGCCCCCGUGGUGCAGACCACCUUGAGGGGUGCCGCCAUGGACAGAGGCUCUUCUGAUGUAAUGGACGAGAGAAGUGAAGAGGAGUUCCACCUGCACGAGUCUGACGAUGAGUUGGGUGACAGCCCGGUUCAGAUUCACCGGCUCCACAACUUCCCGGACCCGGAGGACGACGGACUCCUGCACCACGCUCCUACUCACCGACCCGGUCCCUCCCCAGACCACUACAAAGUUCCCACUCAAAACAGGGAGUACAUGAACAUGAACAAACAGAAAGGCAACUUCAGUCCCUACAUGAACGGACAUAACGGCGACAAAAUUGGCCCCUACAUGAACGGGACGGCGAACACGUACAGUCACAAGUUAAACGACAAAAAUAAGGACCAGUAUGCUCACCUGAACCGGAGCUAUUCCAAAAACGCCCAACCUCAACAUAACUAUCUCAAUCUUCCCUGAGGGAAAUGUACAGGUUUCCACGAACCAUGUUGAUCCACCCGAUAUAGCAGUCAAAGCAAAAUGGAAAUGAACGGCGAAAGUUUCAGAUAGACAUAACAGAUAGGAUACUCAUGGGCAGACAUACUGGUACAUUAACAUACUGGUACAUACUGGGUAUGAUUGAAAAAAGAUAGCAUAACGUGUUGAGCAAUGAUCACAUUUAAAUUUUUAGUUUUUAGUUGAAAGUUGGCUUUGUAAUGAUUAUUUGGUAGUAUUUUGGCAAUUCUAAGGGAGAAGGUUUGGAUGAUCUUAAAAUUCAACCAUUACUCCCUUCAAGAGCUGGCACUCAUCUCAUCCAAUUAAAAGGUUGUAUUAGAACUGUAAGCCAAUCAAAAAUGAGUAUACAUGCACUGCACACGGGCAACUGGUAUACAUUCAAGGAGACUUUUUCCUUUCAGGUAUAUGUCUGCAUAGUGCAGUUUCAAUGGUUGCUGGUGAUUGAUUAUGUAUAGUAUAUGUUUUUUAUACUGAUAUAGCUUUAUCUAGAUAACGUUUUUUUGUUGAAUUGAAUUCAGUUUUCUUGAAAACGUGAAGAUUUUAACCUUUCUGAUAUAAUGAAGAUAUUGAGUGCUUUUAGCUUCUUACCAAAUUAAACUGAAAAAUUACUUUUAUAAGCUUGUAUUGUAUUGGCAAUAUUUGAAUGUUCUGCAUCGUUAUGCGACUUUUUACAUUCUUAUACCGAAUCUUUUAUAGAUUUUUUGUAAUUCGACCGAAUUCUAGAAA